Messenger RNA from Talpa occidentalis (Iberian mole), 4561 nucleotides. It is a transcript of the gene LPIN3, whose product is annotated as lipin 3. Lineage: Eukaryota; Metazoa; Chordata; Mammalia; Eulipotyphla; Talpidae. The record is from RefSeq and is a predicted model, not a curated record. Gene Ontology annotation, biological process: cellular response to insulin stimulus; fatty acid catabolic process; positive regulation of transcription by RNA polymerase II. Bases 569 to 3130 code for a protein of 853 amino acids. The transcript has 23 exons. Gene Ontology annotation, cellular component: nucleus. Gene Ontology annotation, molecular function: phosphatidate phosphatase activity; transcription coactivator activity.
GCCCCGCGCGUGCCGGGCCGGGGCCACUUACCUGUGGCUCCGCGCGCUCGGGAGAGGCGGCACCUCCGGGUCCCGGAGGUCCAGGGGGCAGUUCCCCAGGUCGGAGUCCGUCUCUGGCCAUCGGAAGGGGGGUCGGGCGCGCGCUUACCCCCGCUGGCCACGGAGGCGGGGAGCCGGGACACCCAGCGUGUGGCAUCGGGGAGGACAAGAUCGCAACCCCCCAGGGGGCGCUGGCCUAGCCUCACCCCCGCCGGCUGUGUGACCCUGGGCGGGGAGCCCACCCUCCUGGUCCUGAGGACCCCCAGUUGCUGCACGGGACCUGACCUGACCCUUGCCCGGCGGCUCUGAGACUGGCAGGGCUGAGGCUUUGCUGUGAAGGCCCGAGGGCUGGAAGGACGGCUCAGAGAGGCGAAGUGACUUGCCCUGGGCACAGCCAAUGUGGGGAUUGGCCUUUGGAGAAGGGUGGCUGUUCAAGUGUCUCACAGCGUGUCAGCGGAUGAACCGGGGCUAGACCCACGUUGCACGCACCUCCCAUCACGUGAUUGCUGCCCUCCGCAAAGCACCAGCCAUGAACUACGUGGGGCAGCUGGCGGAGACCGUGUUUGGCACGGUGAAGGAGCUGUACCGGGGCCUGAACCCGGCCACCCUGAGCGGCGGCAUCGACGUGCUAGUGGUGAAGCAGGUGGACGGCUCCUUCCGCUGCUCGCCCUUCCACGUGCGCUUCGGGAAGCUGGGCGUCCUGCGCUCCCGGGAGAAGGUGGUGGACAUCGAGAUCAACGGGGAGCCGGUCGACUUGCACAUGAAGCUGGGGGACAGUGGAGAGGCCUUCUUCGUUCAGGAGCUAGAGAAUGAUGAGGAACACGUGCCUCCCCGUCUGUGCACCUCACCCAUCCCUUGGGGGGGCCUGUCUGGGUUCCCCUCAGACUCCCAAAUGGGCACAGCCAGCGAGCCAGAAGUGGUCACUGCGGGCACCACCAACAUGGGGCGGAAGAAGAGGCUCCGCAGGAGGAAACUCAGGCGGAAGGAAGACGCCGUAGCAACUGAUUCUAGCUCAGAGGAGCUGGAGGCCGGCGCUGAGAAUGACCCGUCCCUGCUAGAAAGGCCAAGUCCAGAGGCCCCGAGGAGUUCGGGGACCAGCAGCAUCCAGCCAGACGGCGAGCCCUCACCACAGCCCAAAGACAUCUACCCCUACUCGGAUGGCGAGUGGCCUCCCCAAGCCAGCCUCUCGUCCAGUGAGCUAACCUCCCCUAAGAGCGACUCAGAGCUGGAGCUGAGGACCCCUGAGCCCAGCCCCCUGAGAGCUGAGUCCCACAUGCAGUGGGCCUGGGGGAGGCUCCCUAAGGUGGCUAAAGCCGAGCGACCCGAGUCCUCAGUGCUCCUGGAUGACCACCUUGGGGCAGCCUCUCCUUGCCAGGGAGAGUCCUGCUCCCCUCCUGCCGCUGGAGCUGGUGUGGGUCCUUCAGGGCCCCCAACCCUGCAAACAGGGACUGGCACUGACCUUCUUCAGCUUAAAACAGAGACUCCUGCUCUGGAGGGCCACUGUCCCCGGGUCCCUGAAAGACUGGAAACCAGGACUCAGAGCUCCAGGGAUAUGCACCCCCCUCCUGCCUUGAAGUCAUGGAGCUGGACCACUCUGGACAUCCCUGUCCCCACAGAGGGGGUGUCCAGAAGGAAAGGCUCCCUAAAGAGAAGCCAGCACCUGGGCCCCAGUGACAUCUACCUGGAUGACCUACCCUCGCUGGACUCCGAGAAUGCAGCCCUUUACUUCCCCCAGAGUGACUGUGGGCUGGGGGUCAGGAGGUGGAGUGAACCCGGCAACCAGAAGACCCUGGGGGACCCCAUCCCCGAACAGGAGCCAGAACAUACUUCAGACACCCCGGACAAAAUAGUACUGUCCCUCUGUGGAGGACUGGCUGACAGCAGGAACAUCUCCCUAGAGAAAUUCAACCAGCACAUCGUCUCCUACCAGGAUCUCAGCAAAAACCCUGGCCUCCUGGAUGACCCAAACCUGGUGAUCAAAGUCAAUGAGAAGCAUUAUAACUGGGCUGUAGCUGCCCCCAUGAUCCUCUCCCUGCAAGCCUUCCAGAAAAACUUGCCCAAGAACACCCUGGACAAGCUGGAGAAGGAGAAGAUGCCCCGGAAGAGUGGGCGGUGGUGGUUUUCUUGGCGACGCAGGGACUUCCCAGUGGAGGAGCGCAGUACCCAGAGGGAGAAAAGCACAGCCCAGGAUCAGCGGGGGGAGAAGACCGAGGUCCUGAGCAGCGAGGACGACGCCCCAGACAGCCCUGUGAUCCUCGAGGCCCCCUGCCCGCCGCCCUCCUCUCCAGUCUAUACUCCUGCCUUCAAGAAGUCCCUUCGCCUCUCCUCAGAUCAGAUUCGGCGCCUGAACCUGCAAGAAGGCGCCAACGAUGUGGUCUUCAGUGUGACCACUCAGUACCAGGGCACCUGCCGCUGCAAGGCCACCAUCUACCUGUGGAAAUGGGACGACAAGGUGGUCAUCUCAGACAUCGACGGCACCAUCACCAAGUCGGACGCCCUGGGCCACAUUCUGCCCCAGCUGGGGAAAGACUGGACACACCAGGGCAUCACCAGCCUCUACCACAAAAUUCACCUAAAUGGGUACAAGUUCCUGUACUGCUCGGCUCGGGCCAUCGGCAUGGCUGACCUCACCAAGGGGUACCUGCGGUGGGUGAGCGAGCGGGGCUGUGGCCUCCCCAAGGGCCCCAUUCUGCUGUCUCCCAGCAGCCUCUUCUCCGCCCUGCACAGGGAGGUGAUUGAGAAGAAACCAGAGGUGUUCAAGAUCGCCUGCCUGAGUGACAUCCAACAGCUGUUUCUGCCCCACGGACAGCCCUUCUACGCCGCCUUCGGGAACCGGCCCAACGAUGUCAUCGCCUACCGGCAGGUGGGCCUACCUGAAUCGCGCAUCUUCACAGUCAAUCCCCGGGGAGAGCUUAUCCAGGAGCUCAUGAAGAACCACAAGUCCACGUACGAGCGGCUCGGUGAGGUGGUGGAGCUCCUCUUCCCGCCAGUGGCCCGUGGCCCCAGCACAGACCUGGCCAAUCCUGAAUACAGCAACUUCUGCUACUGGCGGGAGCCGCUGGCCAUGGUGGACCUUGACGCUCUGACCUGAACCAGCCCCGCCUGCCCCUCUUCCCUGGCCUGGCCCAGAAGUGACUGAGUAUAGUGGGUAGAAUCCACAAAACCAACCCCAAAAGGGAGCAGGGGGCUGUGGGCCUGUUGGUGGCCAGACACCUCCCCCCAGCCGUCCUGCCUCUGCCAGCUGAGCUGGAGGGGUGGGGCAGCUGCUCCAGGCCUCAGCUUGGUCUUGCCCUGCGGCAAUUAAAUGAUUGUCACCUGAGCCUUUGCAGGGUUCUCCCUGCCCUUGACACCUCUGUCCCUGCCAUCCUGGGACCUUGGUUCAACUCGCCACAGGACAGAGAUAAAGGAGGCCCCACUGAGACUCAAGGCCCCUCCGUACAGGGAAGGGGUGGGGCAGCAACAGAGAGGAAUUGAGCAGCAUCUGGGAGGAGUACAAUGUCCCCCCACCCUCUCUGGGGGUCUGGGCCACACCCUCUGAAGUUAGACCCUAACAUAGCCCUGGCCUCUACCUGCCAGACAGCACUGCUCUCCCUUGUGGGUGCCCUGGCAUCUCAGUUCAUGCUGUACGCCCACCCCCAGUCCUCCAGAGCCCCUCUGGCAUUAGGGAAUUCCAAGCCAGGGCAAGGUCCAAGGGAGUAGGGCUCCCGAUGGACCAUGGUGCACCCACCCACUGCCCUUCGUCCUCUCUGCACCUCCCUGGGGAUACAGCUCCAACCCUGCGAGGACAUGUGGGGGCCUGUCUGCCACCCUCCCCAGCUUUAGCCCACAUGGCUGAGUAGGCUUUUGCCCCAAAAACUGUGGAAUUGGGACUGAUCCCCUCCCAGCCUUCCCUCCUCCUGUCUUUGGCAAAGAAAAUGUCCUUAGAUGAGUCAAAAGCUUUAAUCCAGGGCUGCCCUCCCCCAACAGCACCACAGUGGAGGGCAGAAUACCACAUGUCAAGCAACCAGAAGGCAGGACUACAGGGACCCACAUGCUGCUGUGGGGGAAACUGAGGCUGGAUCCUCAGCAGAGAUGGGUCUGGGGACUGCGCAGGCAGUUUCCAGGCUGACCCGUGGUGAUGUUGUACCUGAGUUUCUAUUUCCAGAACAUCCUGGCUGGGCAGGGGCUUUGCAGGGAUGUUGGGAUCAAGGCCAGGUGCCCUUCCCCUUCAGUCUCCUGCCAAGGUCUGGCCUCAUGCAGGCCAUGACGUAUAGAAGGGACACUCUGGACAGAGGCCCUAACCCCAAGGAGGACUCCCCAAAAUGGAAAGGGAAGACCAUGUGUAUACCAGAGUGCCCUGAAAACAUUGGGGGGAAGGUAGGGGAAAAGAUACAUCAACAAAUCCCCUGGCCCCAAACCCUUCCCCUGGGAUUCUGUAGCUGCCUAAGCUCUCACCUUGGGGGAAGAUCAAAAAGAAUGAAGAGUACUCUGGGCUGAGUCUGUGCCUCUGUUCCAUCCUGAAGGACCAGUGAGGCAGUGGAAA